AUGGCCGUGCUGGGGCGGCUGCUGGAGCGAGACCUCUCACCCGGCCAGGCGGCCGCCUUCUCAUCCAUGGGAAUGACCCCGCGCAGCGCGCUGAGUUCUUUGGCGGCUGACCCCGAGCUCGUCGACCUCAUGGCACUGCCCAAGGUCAAGCGGGCGCUGGCCGACGCCAAGGCCGACCCCGAAAACGGCCUGGCGCGGUGGGCGGGCGAUGCGGAAGUCCAGCGGGCGCUGGACCUGCUUGAGGCCGCGCUUGGGGGCGGCGGCGUCAUCGAUGUGCAGGCGGAGCGGUGA
Monoraphidium neglectum is the source of this 291-nucleotide messenger RNA. RefSeq lists its product as hypothetical. The record is from RefSeq and is a predicted model, not a curated record. Lineage: Eukaryota; Viridiplantae; Chlorophyta; Chlorophyceae; Sphaeropleales; Selenastraceae. The transcript is spliced from 3 exons. The coding region runs from base 1 to 291 and encodes 96 amino acids.